GCGACGCCGCGGCCGCGGAUGAUGUGAACGAUGGGAACAUUUUCUCCGCUCACUUGCACCGAGUGCGGCUGUCGGGAGGCGGACCACCAGGGCGAGCGGAGCGCCGUCGCGCGGAACAGCCCACCGUACCGUACCCACCGCGACAGCGCGCGCGCGCGCGAGCGUGCGUGCCUGCCUGCCUGACGCCCCCCCUCCUCCUCCCUCCUGCGCUCGCUCGGCCCGUGCGCCCCGUGCGCCGCGCUGCGCUCCGUCCGCGCUGCCGAAGCGCCGCACCGAUCGCUCGAUGCCCACCCGUUUAUGACGACUUUUCUCUCCGCUCUCGUCUUCCGGGUUAGAGAGUGCGGACCCCCCGCAGCCGGAGCCUCCAGCGCAACUCGCAGCCAGGGCUCCUGUCACUGACCAACAUGAACAGCGGCGCGAACGACAAGGACAACGACGCAAAUGAAUUUGCGAACAGCGAGGAGGAGGUGCGAACCCUGUUUGUCAGUGGAUUGCCACUCGACAUCAAACCUCGAGAGCUAUACCUCCUGUUCAGACCAUUUAAGGGCUAUGAAGGCUCCCUAAUCAAACUCACUUCCAAGCUGCCUGUUGGAUUUGUCAGUUUUGACAGCCGAUCAGAGGCAGAAGCUGCGAAGAAUGCUCUGAACGGCAUCCGCUUCGACCCAGAGAUUCCUCAGACCCUGCGGCUGGAGUUUGCCAAGGCCAACACAAAGAUGGCCAAGAACAAGUUGGUGGGAACUCCGAACCCCCCCUUGUCCCAGCAGAGCCCUGGACCACAGUUCAUCAGCAGGGACCCUUAUGAGCUCACAGUCCCUGCUCUUUACCCCAGCAGCCCCGAUGUCUGGACCCCGUAUCCCCUGUACCCUGCGGAGCUGUCACCUGCCAUACCUCCUGCUUUCACCUACCCCUCCUCUCUGCAUGCUCAGAUUCGCUGGAUCCCUCCUGCCGAUGCCACCCCCCAGGGAUGGAAGUCGAGGCAGUUCUGCUGAAAUUGGGGGUUCUGAUGUGUGAUGGUGGCAGCAGUUGGUCUUGAUGGUGUUCAACUAAAUUCUGAAGGAAAACCAGGAGAAUGUUUGACCCAGCUGACGAAACCUUUGGCGAGUUUUACAGACAUAUCUGGCAAAGACCUCUCUGUGGACCUCAGGACCUUCAAGACCUCUAUCACACAUCUCCCCCUUAGAAUGCCUCCUUCCCUUUUGCCUUUUUUUUUUUUACUGUUACAUGUUAAAGACUUAUUGUUAGAAUUAUUAAAAUACAGGUUAAAGCAUGACUUGCCAAAACAGUGCUGUACAUUGACAUUUUGAAGAGGAAGAAGAAAAAGUAUUUUUAUAUCAAACUGCUGUUUGAACUUUUUUGUGCGUUAAGUAUGAGAUUCUGUAUUUCAACUAUGUUCUUCUGUUACGGUAUUGCAGUUGGGUUGAGUCACGCCAACAUCAGUGAAAAAGGGACGCUCACUCUGAGACCCCUAGGUAUGGGGGGUAUCAGCCUCAGGUGCUACUGGAUCCAGCAUUAGUGUGUGUUUGCAUUUUCGUGUUGAUUGGAUCAACCUUUUCUGUUACUGUCCCAUUAAAUGAAGUGUGUGUUUCUU
Messenger RNA from Scleropages formosus (Asian bonytongue), 1588 nucleotides. RefSeq names its product RNA-binding protein with multiple splicing-like. Lineage: Eukaryota; Metazoa; Chordata; Actinopteri; Osteoglossiformes; Osteoglossidae. Gene Ontology annotation, molecular function: RNA binding. The record is from RefSeq and is a predicted model, not a curated record. The transcript is spliced from 9 exons. The coding region runs from base 405 to 989 and encodes 194 amino acids.